AUGCCGAAGCGGAAGGCGACUCAAGAUGCAGGCACGGAAAAGCACGCUCCAGCAACGUCGAGUACCCAUCGCGUCACUCGCCGCAUGGCCACUGAUGCUGCUAUUCGUGCCGUCUUCGAUACUGCCGAACUGCUCGAGCAGAUCAUGUUACAGUUGCCGCCUGCCACUAUCCUGACGAGCCAGCGAGUCUGUCACCAAUUCCAAGAUAUUGUGACGACUUCGAGCAGCAUCCAGAAGGUACUAUUCUUCCGCACUUCUAGCGAUUACGAGCGCUGGCCGGUGGUCCGCCCCAGCGGUGCAGCCUACCUCCUCGAAGACGGAAGCGACCGUGCCGACUUUGUGACAGUAUCAGCACGCUGCAACGACUUCUUUCGCCUUUUCCAACGGCCUUUGGACCACAGAAUGCGGAACGGUACUCUGUUCAAGCCCCUCGAGAAAAUGCACGAUGCAGUCAUACAGUCCUUGCGAGACAGCACCAAGGUCCUGUCUUGCGCAAAGAUGAGCUUCACCGACACUCCUUCCUUCUCUGCUACCGUGUGCUUUGAUUGGUCCGUCGGUGUUGCCGCAGCUGGUACGGUCAUGACAGACAUCAGCAUUCCGACUGGCAUCACAGUGCGAGAUGUGAUCGAGGCGAUAAGAGAGCACCGAUCCGGUGAAGGUGCUCAACACGUCUAUGAGAGCGGUCGUGACGGUCGAUGGGAACGAGUGAAGCUUCCAUGCGAUAGUCUCAUGCAAGCUAUUGAGCACAUGGAGCUGAAGCACGGCCAAAGUGCAAAGCUUCAGUUCAAUCUCGUACGCUUGCGCGAUGUAGUGCUGCCAACACAAGAGGAGAGGGAGCAGCGCCUGCAGAGGGAUGGAGACGAAAGCGCUGUAUAG
Fulvia fulva is the source of this 876-nucleotide messenger RNA. RefSeq lists its product as uncharacterized. The coding region runs from base 1 to 876 and encodes 291 amino acids. The record is from RefSeq and is a predicted model, not a curated record. The transcript is spliced from 2 exons. Lineage: Eukaryota; Fungi; Ascomycota; Dothideomycetes; Mycosphaerellales; Mycosphaerellaceae. Gene Ontology annotation, molecular function: protein binding.